Messenger RNA from Trachymyrmex cornetzi, 768 nucleotides. RefSeq names its product chymotrypsin-1. The record is from RefSeq and is a predicted model, not a curated record. The coding region runs from base 1 to 768 and encodes 255 amino acids. NCBI's taxonomy places the organism in Eukaryota, Metazoa, Arthropoda, Insecta, Hymenoptera, Formicidae. The transcript has 4 exons. Gene Ontology annotation, biological process: proteolysis. Gene Ontology annotation, molecular function: serine-type endopeptidase activity.
AUGAAGCUCUUAACGUGUAUCCUGGUCGCACUGGCAAUCGUAGGAGUUUACAGCGAUAAACCAGAAAAAUUAGUAAAUGGAAUACCCGCCAGCAUACAGGAAUAUCCGCAUUGUGCCUCCUUAAGAGAUGACAACGACCACUUUUGUGGCGGUAGCAUAAUUGAUUCGCGUUACAUCCUAACUGCCGGGCAUUGCGUGGAAAAUUUACUUUCCAACGACUCUCUAAGCUCUGUGACUGUUGUCACUGGCACAACUUAUCUCAAUACAGGCGGACAGGCUCAUAAAGUAGAACAAGUUUGGUGCCAUGAAGAUUAUGAUCCCUCUGAUCCUAAUGGUAGAAGCCCUCAUGACAUAGGUUUGAUAAAGCUGGCUACACCCAUUAAAUUUGGUCCAGGAGAACGAGCAAUUAGGCUCCCAACAAGGGAUAUUAAAUCGGAUGAAAAAGUUACAAUUGCUGCCUGGGGUUCUACGGGAGCCGGAAAACCGCUACAUAAAAAUUUGCAGAAAUUGUACGCGAAAGCCAUGCUUCCGGACAAAUGCCAAUCUUAUCAUACAAUCAUAUUCGUUGAUAAAACCGAAUUCUGUACUCUCAUCACUUAUGGAACUGGACUGUGCAGUGGUGACAGCGGUAGCGGAUUGAUUCGAAAUAGCGACAAUACAAUUGUUGGUCUGGUAUCUGGUGGAAUACCAUGCGCCGAGGGUUAUCCAGAUGUAUAUACUAAUGUCCAUUCGCAUGUUCCUUGGAUCGAACAAAAAAUGUCACUUUGA